AUGGAUUCAUGCAGAUUAGAGUGUCCUCAAGGAGCAGUGUCCAAGGAUACUGAAGUAGCUGUUACUGCACUAGCUGGUGGUAAUUUUAAGGUACCCAAAGGCACUGUGCUAGUGAGUGCAGUAUAUGUAAUAUCAGUAUCUAAGGCACUAUUAAAACCACUGGUAAUAGAGCUACAACAUUGUGUGGAUCUAAGGAACACUAGUCAGACUGGUUGCCUCAAGUUUGUGAGAGCUCCACUGAAGUCUCCCAAUGCUUACCAGUUCAGUAUAGUUGAAGGAGGAUCUUUUAGUGUAGGGAACAGAUAUGGUUCUAUUGAACGUGACGAAUUUUGUGCUCUUGGUAUUGGGCAUUUUACUGUUGAUGUGUUUGUACAAUGUAUAGGAACAAAUAAUGAUAGUGAGGAGGAGACUAAUGGAGACACACCUAAUGAUAGCAGUAAUGGAGCAGAAGAGAAUAGUAGUGGAGGAGGAUCAGCCACUCCAUCAACAAGUACUACACCACCUCAUGACUCAAUUAAUGAUGAUCCUUCUCAGUUAGUCCAUGAGGUAGAAUCCCAUACUACUGAAAAACCAACAGUACAACAGUCAGAUCAUGUACUAAGUAAUUCUGAUGGAGCUAAAGCUACUGUAUCCAGUGAAGAGUGUCUAGCAAGGAAUGAUGAUGAAUCACUACAAUCUUCUACUGAUUAUUCUCAUUCAGACAAUAAUGCACCUUCUCAUGAUACAUUGUAUUCUGGAAUGAUGUACUACGAUAAGAAAGAAGCUGGUCAUUGGAAAGCAAUGUAUUCUGUUGUUAGAGAUUUGGAAGUUCUUAAAAGGCAUUUAGAAAGCAAGCACUCAUCAAGUAUAGAAUAUGAUGAUGUUGUCGACUCAUUUAAGUUUAUUCAACAAAAUGGAACUCUAGAAUUGACACUACACACUGUACAGCAGGUAGGAUGGAUUGUUAAUCCUAUCAGAAAUCCAAUGAAAUUGUUUCAGUCAAGAGUUGACCAGUUUCCAUUAACUCUCUCAUAUGCAACCUGCAGUAUAUCAGUGUAUGCUGAAAUUGGUGUUGCUAAAAAGCCGCUUCACUGUCCCAUUAAACUAACUGGAAUAGAUCCUUCAAUGACAAUCUAUAUUGACCGGUGUCCUCCACCCACUCCAUCAAUCAUAGACAGUACUAGCUCAAGAUACUCUACUACUACUAUCAUUCAAACCAGGAGAGAGACUGAAGAAGGUACAUUUAGAUCUGAUAUUGCUCACAGAGUAAUGACAGAAUGUACUCCUCUAAUAAAAGAUUGUGGGACUGAUAUUCACUUCUUAGUUGAUAAAUUGCUUCAAUACAAAAUUGUAAAUGUUAGAGAAAAAAGAAGAAUAGUUGCGCGAGAAAGUGACGAUGAAAGAAUUGAUGAAUUGCUUCACAUCAUUUUGAGUUCCAUUUGUAUGGAUGGAAAAGUAUUUGGUAUAUUCUUAGAUAUACUCAGAGAGGAAGAUACUCUAAGAACAAUUAAACUAGCUAAUGAGUUAAUACAAAAAUAUGAUUUUCUUACAACAGACUAAAAAGUAUUUCUAUUAAUGUAUAUAUUUGAUUAAAAGUACUUCAAUUAUUGAAAUGACUAUA
This is a messenger RNA of Amphimedon queenslandica, 1600 nucleotides long. RefSeq lists its product as uncharacterized. Lineage: Eukaryota; Metazoa; Porifera; Demospongiae; Haplosclerida; Niphatidae. The record is from RefSeq and is a predicted model, not a curated record. The transcript has 8 exons. Bases 1 to 1539 code for a protein of 512 amino acids.